Messenger RNA from Cucurbita pepo subsp. pepo (vegetable marrow), 1035 nucleotides. Lineage: Eukaryota; Viridiplantae; Streptophyta; Magnoliopsida; Cucurbitales; Cucurbitaceae. The record is from RefSeq and is a predicted model, not a curated record.
CCCCUGAAUUCCUUUUUCAUACCAUACCCCUCGUAUUUGCUUAAUUUAUACUUUCACCCCCCCGAUUCCUUCAAAUUAUUUCUUGGGAUUGAUGGGUCCGCUGGAUUGCCUUCCAUACCAGUAAAUAAGAAUUUUAUGGAGAUCCAAACCUCUCUAUUUUAAUUUUAAAAGAAUUAAUUAAUUAAACAAGAAUAAAAAAUCCCACUGACUUAAGACUUUCCAUAGAAAAUUUUAAUUCCAAAAAGACCCCUACUCUUUAAAAAUCUUUAUGUUUUUUCCUCCUUUGACCACAAAACACAAAGAAAAGAGAGAAAUUUGUACAUGGAUUGAGAUAUGACAGCUCUCUGUUUUUUCUCGUUUUUCGUUUCGAUUUUAUGACCUUACUCCACUUCACUUCCUCCCCCAUUUCUGGCCGGCGAUGGCCGUAGUCCUCCUCCAUCACCACCAUAACCACCACCGUCGCCGCUGUCUUCCUACCCUUUUUCUCUUUGCCGUCGUUCUCCUCCUCCUCGCCUCCGCCAUUGCCGCUCGCCCCACCCCCAUCAAGGAAACACAGUUGCCGACCGGAGGAGAGGAGCGAGUUGUGACACGGCGGAGACUCAGCGGGCCAGGGUCAUCACCUCCUACUUGUAGAUCGAAGUGCGGCAGUUGCACGCCCUGCACGGCGGUGCACGUGCCAAUUCACCCAGGACUGAGUUUACCAUUAGAAUAUUACCCAGAAGCUUGGCGGUGCAAAUGCGGCAACUCGCUUUAUAUGCCAUGAAAUCUUAGGGAAGCUCUGUCACAAAACACUCUACUCUUUAUUCCUUUCUUCUUCUUCUUCUUCUUCUUCCUCUUUGUCAAAUAUAUUCCGCUUGAUUUUUAUGCCAAUCUUGGUCACUUCAAUGGAGGAUUUUAUGAUUUCUUUUUUGGGUUUCAUAAUGUCUAUAGGGUACGGUCUUAUCAAAACUCCAAAUCGUUCAUUGAUUUUUGUUUCGCUGCGUUGGGAAAGUAAUUUAAUGACCUUUGGAAAUACAAUAGUUUUUCUUUUUCUUA